UGGAGCAGCUGGUGGCGACGGCCGGCUUCCUGGGGCGGCAGCUGGUCGUCGUCCGGCCUGCCCUCCUAGUCGAGGCGGUGGAGGCCGGCUCGGUGCGGCGCGUGUUCCACGUGCACCACCGGCUGCUGCGGGUCAGCGCUGGCCACCAGGUGGAGCUGCGACCACCGGCGCCGGGCGACGGCGCCCAUCGCCAGACACAAGGCGCCCGGCUGCGGGAGCGCACGCUGGCCGUGGUCGUGCCGCGCGUGCAGCUGCAGUUCUACGUGAACGCCCUGCUGCCGCACAUCGCCGGUCUGGCGCUGGGGCGGCUGGCCGCUCAGUCCGCCACCGUGGACCUGCGCCAGCUGCUGUUCUCCCUGAUGGCGGUGGAGUUCCCGACGCUGGAGGGCUGGGACGCGCCCGAUGAGCCUGCGCUGCCGGACGCCAGGUGGCGCGACAUGGCCGCCGGCCUGCUGCGGCCGUACCUGGAGGCGUACCGGAUCGUCAUCGGAGUCAUGCUGGACUGGCUGCCGGAGGACGCUGCGCCGGACCGGAUCCAGCGGGAGGUCGAGGCACGCUGUGACCCGCACCAUCCGGCCGCCCACCUCUGCCUCUGCCGGGACGUCAUCAGCAACUGUAGAGCCGCGCUGCUGCGUCUGGGGGCCGGCACCGGAGCCGCCCGACCGGACGCCGCCCGAGCCGCGCUCUGGAGCCGGGAGCGUCUGCUGGAGGUGGCCGCGGCGCUGGACACGCUGCCGCCGGCCGCCGGCGCCGGGCCGGCCGCCAAGCUGUGA
This is a messenger RNA of Pollicipes pollicipes, 773 nucleotides long. RefSeq lists its product as uncharacterized. The coding region runs from base 360 to 773 and encodes 137 amino acids. NCBI's taxonomy places the organism in Eukaryota, Metazoa, Arthropoda, Thecostraca, Pollicipedomorpha, Pollicipedidae. The record is from RefSeq and is a predicted model, not a curated record. The transcript is spliced from 6 exons.